UGAACGUAGAUCAUUUAUACAAACUAAAAUUAUUGAAACCAUUCUUUUUUUAUAUGUGUGUAUACUAUGGCGUCGUAUAAUGCCUACAAAAAUGGUAAGACAUACUUAAUACCUAGUUUUGGCAUAUAAUGAGAAAUAUGAUUAUUAUUAACAUCAAAUUUUUUUUAAUUUCAGUUAUGCGACGUUCAUUUUCAAUGUUGUAAAAUGAUUUAUACUACAUGAAAAAAAAUAUAUUUCUUGACUUUAUACAAUUUGCCUAUACUUCGGGCUUAAAAAAAAAAAUGAAUAAUAUUCCAAAGGUUCAACUGAAGAAGAGCACAUCACUGGCAAAGAAACAUUUGACAGCAAGUAUGAGACCUGCAAAAAAAAUAACCAUGAUAAAUACAUUGACAUUAAUGAUCUGAGUUUAAAAAGAUUACCAGAAAACUAUCAGGAUAGUGAACUUUUGUAUUUUAUUAUGCUUCAAGCUGAUUUGACCGGACGUAUAGAGGUUACAAAUACAGUUGUGAAUGGUGAACUGAAAGUGAUAAGAGGGACGGGAUUUGUUCAAAAAAUAAGGCUAGGAAAACUUAGCAAUUGCCCAUGUCCAAAAUGCAAAGGCGAAUACGAGGUGUAUGCAAUAUUGACAAUAACCACUGUAAAUCACGUUGUCGGUACGAAGGACAUGUUUAGUAAUUCCACUAUGUUAUUAGAGACAUCAAAACAAUCUUUCACAAUUUAUGGAAACAAAAUUAUAAAGACAGACCGAGAUGAAGAUAGUAAUGAAGAUUGGUGUGCAGUUGAAUUUGUCUCACAUGAAAUAGAUAAAGUAAAAGAACUUGAAAUCACAUUAGAGAAUUUAAAGAAAAAACAAGGGAAACUUUAUAAAAGAUACAAAGAUGAUGUCAAACUGGUUGUAAUAACAGGAUAUCCACAUGGUUUAAACAAAAAAGUUAGUUUUGGUGAACUUAGUGGUGAUAAAGAAAUCCUCAAGGAAGUUAGGGCUAGUCAAGAGUGGUGUAGAUAUCUAUAUAACGCCAUUACGUGCCCUGGAAGUAGUGGUUCUCCUGUAUUUAUUCUUGGUCAGCCCGUCUGUGGGUAUGGUUACUGGUUUGGACACUCACACAACCACAGUAAGGGAUCAAAAGAGGAUGAGAGCAAACAAAUCAACAUUAGCUCCGUUGGUGUUGAUAAAAAAUAA
Molecule: messenger RNA, 1180 nt
Organism: Lymnaea stagnalis (great pond snail)
Lineage: Eukaryota; Metazoa; Mollusca; Gastropoda; Lymnaeidae
Source: the annotation of a GenBank genome assembly